CUGAUAGACUGAGAUAGAGGAGGAGUCAGAGGAGCCAGAGCACAGGAGCUGUGUGUGUCCGGGCGGGGGAGGCAGAGCCAGGCACAGGAUCCCGGGGACAUGUAGCAGACCCCCGGGGGAAGCUCACACUGGGUACCGUAGGGGGCAGGAUGGGGUUCGCCCCCUGGAGGUGGCUGCUCGCCCUGUGUCUCAGGCUGCUCUUCCUUGUCCCCGCAGGAGUGCCGGUGCGGAGCGGGGAUGCCGGCUUCCCAAAAGCCAUGGACAACGUGACGGUGCGACAAGGAGAGAGCGCCAUCCUCAGGUGCACAGUGGACAGUCGAGUGACACGUGUGGCCUGGCUGAAUCGCAGCACCAUAUUAUACACUGGCAAUGACAAGUGGUCUAUAGACCCCCGUGUUGUCCUUUUGGCCUACACUAAAAGCCAGUAUAGUAUUGAGAUCCAGAAUGUUGAUAUUUAUGACGAGGGCCCCUACACCUGCUCUGUGCAGACAGACAAUCACCCCAAAACCUCUAGAGUGCAUCUCAUUGUGCAAGUGCCACCUCGAAUCGUAGAGAUUUCAUCAGAUAUUGCGGUCAAUGAGGGCAGCAACGUCAGCUUGACCUGUAUAGCCGGUGGUAGGCCGGAGCCAGUGGUAAAUUGGCGGUAUCUGUCACCAAAAGCACAUGGAUUUGUGAGUGAGGACGAGUAUUUAGAAAUUACGGGCAUCACCAGGGAACAGUCAGGACAAUAUGAAUGCAGUGCAGCUAAUGAUGUCUCAGCUCCUGAUGUCCGAAGGGUUCAAGUCACUGUUAACUACGCGCCAUACAUUUUGGAUGCACAGAAUAUAGGCGCACCUUUGGGGCAUAAAGGAAUUUUGCAGUGUCAGGCCUCAGCUAUGCCAGCGGCAGACUUUUACUGGUACAAGGAAGACAAGAGACUGAGCGAAUCACGCAGACGGGUGAAGGUGGAGAACAGGGAAGCAUUGUCACGUGUUACAUUCUUCAAUGUCUCUGAACAGGACUACGGGAACUACACAUGUGUGGCAAUGAAUCGGCUGGGUCACAGCAAUGCCAGUGUUAUCCUGUAUGAAGAGAUCACAGAUGUCUAUACCCCCCUUAAAGGUCCUGGAGCUGUACAUGAUGGAAACAGUGGUUCACCUCAGUGUCUGUACCAUGCGCCAUUGUCCAUUCUCCCCUUCUUCACCCUUCUCUCUCUUCUGUUUCCCCUUGCUGAAUUUUGACACAUGCAACGUAUCAUUCAAGUUCCUUAGGGGAGGGGAACAAAGUAACAACAACAAAAAUCUAAAGUUUGAAAAAAAAAAGUAAUAAUAAAAAGAAAAGAAUUUAUUAAAUCUGACGUCGCAAAAUAAAAGGAUUAAAAACUUAAAAAAAAAAAAAAAGAAAAACAUACAGAUUGGUUAAACAAGAGGAAACACCACAUACUGCACCUUCUCACUGAAGGGACUCAUGCAGGAAACGUGAAUGGGCGGAGCCAAGGACUGUGCUGCGCCAGUUGCCUCAUCUAAAGAUGACAACCAUGAAAAACAUGUGACUUUGUUCAACGCAUCACACAAAGCAUCCUGAGCAGAACACUAAUCACAACCUGUCGAUAGAAGUCAUAGACUGUGACACUUCAUCUUUCACCUGAACUAUAUUGUCCCUUUUCACUGCUUGGUGGGGUGACCCACAACUCAGCCCAAUUCUCAAUGAUGAUUCCUGCGGAGAAUUGCUCAAUCCUACAAAUUUGCUGGUGGAAUCAGCAGAGCAAUACUUAACCUCUACCCUGCUGGUGAGAGAGAUUCUUCAAUAGAGGGCUGAUUUUUCUCUCUAGCAAGAAAAUGGUUAUCAGAGCAAUAACCCGCAGGCUUCUUCCAUAUGAAAUGGGUCACUUUUUUUUAUUUUGCUGAAAUGUGUUGGUUGUUCGAGUGGCACGCGUGCUGUGAUUUUGUAGGAUGCUGUUUAUGAAAUAAUGUGUCAAAGACAAAUGGUUCUUUCAUAUUGUCAAACAUGGGGCAUUUCCAUGAAGAAUGUGAGCUUUUAAAAAAUUACUGUUACAAGCUCAUCAGUUGUCUAAAACACGAAGUAUGUCUUUCUUGAAUCUCAAUAUAAAGCAUAUAUCUUCUUGGCUUCAUAAUUAUCAACACAACUUUGUCUCUCCAAUCUUGGGUUCAAAAUAUUUCUUAACACGCAUUUAAAGCCUGCCUUGUUCAGCAUAAAAUUUGAUUUGUCAAAAUAGCACAGAAACUAGAUAUGGGAAUACACCAAGCCUAGAAUAAAUCUAAAUGGAUGUCUGUGAAACUUAUGGAAGCAAUAGUAAUAGUGAUGGAGAGAUGAGGGAAAGUUACAUAGAUAAAAACAUAAAAAUAGAUGUUAGAGAUAUUAUAAGGCAAUGGAAGUGUAUUGUGUUUGCAAAAACAAUGUACAAAUCUAUGUUAGCUAACUGCAUGAAUGUAUGAAAUCAUGAAAGUUAAAGAAACAAGGAAAUAAUAAAAUCCAAACUAGGACCAAUUUAGGGAUACAAAGAAUAUCAUCUUUCAUUGAUCGUUUGAAACUUGAUAGGUGAUAACUCUGAAUGUUCUUCUAGGGUGGGAGGAAGUGUAGAUAGUACUUGGCUGCCAGGGAGGAGCCCUCUUUGGUAACUACUGGAUUAUAAAUGAGAAUUUAAAAUUUUAUAUAUAAAUAUAUAUAUAUAUAUAUAUAUCUACUACACCAUGAGAUAAAAACAGUACCGAUGACAAAAGCUUAUUAAUUGAAAAAGGCUCAAUGUUGUAGUUUCUUUCUUUUUAGGCAUCCUAGCUAGGAACAAGAAAUUGAUUCAGUCAUUUUCAAGACUUUAUUUUUUAGAAUUAAGAUUUAUUUUGUAUUCCUUUCACAUGAAGCAAGAUACCUGAGAGCCUAGUUAUAUAUAUAUAUAUAAAAAAGUUACAGGGCAGUGGUGCCAAAUAUUUUGAAAUUAUGUUAAGUUAAUCAAAAUAUACAACAAAACAAUGCUACUAUACUAUAUAUAUAAGCUAUGCAGGUGAGAAUAAAUGGGAAGGGGUUGAUUGGUUAUUUGCGACUGGAGCCUCAUUUUUUUACUAUAACAUCUAGUGAUAGUGUAUCAAAGCAUUAUAUUGUGUCAAUUUGUCCAGUGAAAGUGAUUACAAAUAUUCCCUUGGCUAAGACACAUAUAGUGUGUUGGGGGAGUCACGAACAUUAGGUUAGAUAUCCAUGUAAUAGAGACACAAGACUUUUUGCAUGUCCUCAGGAGAGAAUUGUCAGUAUGGACAUGGAUAAAAAUAUGUUUGAUAUAUACAAUUAAGAGAAACUGUUCUUGGUAUACGUUGCCCCACACCUGCUUUGGCAGCUAAAAAAACUACAGUACUUUCUUCCACAGAAAAACUAACAGACCUUGUCAGUUCCUGUAGCUCUGAACCACAUAAUUAGAUGUGUAUUGUGACCUUUAGAGUCCAUACAAGAAAAACAACUACACAAUUCAAUUGAGAAGGAGUCUCUGUCUGAUUUAUAUAUAUCAAUAUAUAUCCUGACAAUUCAGCACUCUCCUGUUCAUGUCCUUAUAUACAGUAUUAGCAGCAAAAAAUACUUAAACUAAUGUGCGUGAAACACCUUUGGGAAAAUGAAUAUAAUUAAUUGAAUUACUAUUGUAUGCUUAAUUAUUUUAUUUAGUAACAUUCUCACUAUUUAGAAAACCAGCUGUGCAUGUCAUACUGAAAUAGACAACUGGCAUUAUAGACAUUCAAUUUAUAAGCAAAUCUAUCCCCCCCCCCCCCCCCCCCAAAAUGCCAGAAGACAAGGUGAGGUUGUGAAGGUAUGUAAGUUAUCUUUGUGGAGGGUUUCUUAACAUAGUAGGCAGCUACCUAGGAACUCUCCUCUUGGAAGGUCGCUCACCUGGAUGAAAAUCUAUAAUUCAAUUUCUGUUCUUUUAUAGUUGACUCAGUAACAUAUAUGUCUUUUUCUAGCCGGGUAUGGGUGGAAAUUAAAGAGUAGCUGGAUGCAUUCCCCUUCCUCCAAACUCGUAUUUUAUAUCCAUACAUAUGUUUGCAAUAUGGUCACCCUAUAUAUAUAUAACCCUAUAUAUCUCUAUCAGUGUCAGCUCCCUGAACAGAAGAGAUAUUUUUUAAUCAUCCUAAAAUAUUGGAUACAAUGAAUCAUGUAUAUUAUAUCUUAAGGGGUAUCUGGCAGAUCUGUGAGUAGCAUGCUGUCAACUUUGUAAGAGCAAAUACUUUUUAUUUUUUUCAAAUUUUGCUUAUACCUCCCCUCCCCCAGAAUAGGACAUAAUCCAAUGAUUAACAUAAAUUUACCAGUAGCUCCAUGGGCUUUAAAGACAAAAAACUAUAAAUCACAUGUGCAAAUAAAGGUUUGCCUCUCAUGUGAGAUUACACAUUUUUUCCCAUUAGAUGAAUAUUUUUUUUACUUGUAUAUAAGCAGGGAAAUGGCUUUGUCCUCAGCACUUUCUCUGCGCCAGUGCCAGUAGUGCCAGUAUUUUUUUUUUAGAAAAGGCAACAUAAGAAUUAAAUUAGAAAAGACUAAAGAAAAACAUGCUAAAAAGUCUGAUGUUAUAUGGUUUAGCAGAGUAUGUACUUUUUACAGCCUGUCCUGUAACACAAUAUAUGUUAUAGUUGGCACCAGCAGCGAGAAUCUUCUGAGCUGACAUUUUGCUAAACCCCAUGCACUGUAUUACAAUGGAACACUUAAACUCCUUGGCUGAGAAAAAAUGAGUUUCACCUCUGGCAGCUAAUUUGUUUGUUAGACUCUUUUUAGCAAGAGUUAUUAAGCAUCAGCUUAAUUGAUUACUUUUUCAUAGUCAAAUCUAGAGGGAUGACGUUUGUUUUAAAUGUAUUAAAGGGACAUGAUACCCAAAUGUUAAAAGUGAUGCAGCAUAGCUGUAAAAUGCUAUAGGAGUGUGCAUCUGACACAUGCAGGCACAGUCAUGCUAUUUUCCUAUUCAGUUUAAGGAAGUUUACUAUGAAAUCUCAUGAGAUGUAAGUGAAAUCACAUGAGAUGAUAGCAAAGAAAUGAAAAACCUCAGCACUGCUGAUGCAUGCUAAUUAGCUAUUGUGGGUUUUUGUUUUUGUUUGUUUUUUCUUUUCAACUUGCAGCUUUACAGCAGCUCUAACUGUUCACAGAGCACUUACACUGGUGAGCUGAAGAAAUAUUGAGGUAAAAUAUCUUCCCUUUUUACAUAGAGAUGCUCAGAUGAUAUUUUCAUGUCAGCCUUUUACAGUUAUGCUGCAUCACUUUCAAGUGAUUUAGCAUAUGAGUAUUAUGUCCCUUUAAGAUAUUUGUUGGAACCAAAAGACACCUUCAAACAAUGUGAUGAAAAACUUUGAACUUUUUAUCAGCUCCAUUUUCAAUUAAUUAGAAGAUUUCAGACUAAAACUAAUUAGAUAUGAGAUAAAUCCAAAGCAAGAUCCACUGAAAAGAUAACCAGGACAGUCCCGCAAAAUGUGGGACAAUUGAGAGCUCUGGAUACUGGUAUGUUAUAGCCUUCUCCUAUUCAGUCUAUACAUAAUUGUAUGCACACAUUGGUCUUUCUUGUCAUACCAAUGAAUUACUAUCUAUUACAUUUAAUUAAUCUAUUACCCCUUGAGUGCUAACGACAGCUCUGAGUCAUUGCAAAUUGUCUGUCAGGUGUUAACUACGACUCAGAGCCGUCGCUAGCACUCUCCCACCAGGAGAGAGAUCUGGGGGCUCCUACCCCGGCGAUUGCACCUGUAUAGUGACAGGCAUUGCCAGGACUUCACGUUUUGUACGGUGAUGUCACGCGCAAUGACGUGAUGACGUCACCGCGCAACUUUAUUGAAAAAUCACAAUAAGUAUAAGGAAAGGGGGCAUGCUGCUUAGAAGCCUGUAUCUCAGGCCUCUAAGCAGCUACAGACUCCCAAGACCCACCUUUGGAAAGGUAAUCGCCUAGCCUUUCCAACGGAAUGUCUUGCGGAUCUGAAUUUUGUCAAAAAGUUAAAAAAAUAUAUUAAACAAAAAUAAAAAUAAUUAUUUCAGUUUAGCACCCAGGUGGGAAAAUGCUUAGCACUCAAAGGUUUAAAAAAAAGUCAAACAUUAGCUUAAUAUACACAAAUAUAACAGUGUGUUUCAUUAUAUAAGCCUUUAUAAUAUAUUGGUUACAUAUUAUGCAAUACAAUUAUAUUCCAUAACUUACCUCCACUCAUGCUGUAUCAUGCAUACACAAGUAUGCACAACAGUCAAUCAUGUGCAUGUGUAUUCAUGCUGCUCCAGAGGGAGGUAUGUCUUAUAAUCUAAUUUGUAAUAACUAAAAUGAUAUAUAGGUCAUUUACAAUCAAUUAAAUAAUGUGUAUCUAAUGAUUUUCUUCAAAAUUCACCAUUUCAAAUCUGUUUUUUUUUUUUUACUGAUUAAAAAGCUUUUUUUUUAAGAAUUGUAAAUGUUGCCCAAAGUGUUUUAACAAAAUGUAUUUAGAUGUAUUUUUUUUUUCAUUGUUGCAUUUGAAAAGAGUACUUUAUAUUAUGCUCAAGGCUGCUGCACAACUAAACAAUAAUAUAACAUUCGCUACUAAAUGCAAAGCACAACCUGCCUCUUACAUUUGAUUUGUUGUUUUGAAAAUGUUCAUGUGAAGUAUUUUUAGAAUGAGGGAUCUAUAUCUUUAUAGUGCAAUAAGCCACUUUUAAUUCAGACACAUUCAUUCCAAUUCAGAUAAUAUUUUUUACACCAGUUUUCUAAUGAUUUUUAGAUGUAUCUAAUUCAACAACUUUACAAUCAUGUUGUCCUGUUUUGCCCCCCAUAUCUUGCCUUUCAAAUCUUAAAACAAUGAUCAAACAAUACUUUUAAAUUGUUAAACAUUGAUCAAAUGUAAUAUUAUUAUAACAAUGUUCCUUUGUUUGGAUGCUAUAAAAAUGUUAAUGAUCAAUUUAGUGAAAUGGUAUUAGCCAGUUAUUAAUAAUAAACCAGUUAGUUUUUGUUUUUCUGGGGAUAGCCGUUUUGGUAAGGUUUUUACAUGUUAACCUAUUCAAGUAUAGGAAAACAACACAGUUCUGCUUAUAUUGCACAGAACUUUGGCUGUUUUUAGGGACAGGCUAAUGCAGAAAUGUAGUGAAAAGCACUUAUUUCUUGAGUUUCUGACUCUAGCUUAAUAUGGGUUAAACCCCACAAUGUUAUUAAACACAUAGAUAAAUUAUUGUAGCCAGUCAGCCAGCCAAUUAGGAAAGCAGUUAAACACACACAACCACCAAAUGAUUCAGACAGACCAUAAACCUGCCCAAUUUCUUUCUCUGGUCAAAUUUGCUUUGUGCACUUGAAGAGUAAACCUAUGUAGGCUCAUAGGACCUCAGGAGCAUGCACGUGUCUUUAUCACUCCAUGGCAGCAAUUUUUAAAACUAUGUUAAACAGUGUUACUAAUGACAUGCACAAACUCCAAGGUUUAUACUUAAAGGGACAUUGAACCCAAAUUUUUUCUUUCAUGAUUCAGAUAGAGCAUGCAAUUUUAAGCAACUUUCUAAUUUACUUCUAUUAUCAAUUUUCUUUGUUCCCUUGCUAUCUUUAUUUGAAAAAGAAAGCAUCUAUGCUAAGGAGCCAACAAAUUGUUGGUUUGGACCAUGGACAGCACUAGUUUAUUGGUGCUGUCCAAUCAGCAAGGACAACCCAGGUUGUUCACCAAAAAUGGGCCGGCAUCUAAACUUACAUUCCUGCUUUUCAAAUAAACAUACCAAGAGAAUGAAUACAAUUUGAUAAUAGGAGUAAAUUAGAAAGUUGCUUAAAAUUACAUGCUCUAUCUGAAUCGCGAAAGAAAAAAAAAUUGGUUUCAGUGUCCCUUUAAACAAGACACCAAGUGAACAAAGCAAAUCAUAGUAGUAAAUGGAAAAUAUGUUUUAAAUUAAUCUCUUUGAAUCAUGAAAAUUUAAUUUUUACUGUCCCUUUUAUUAUUAUUAUUAUUAUUAGUCCCUUUUAUUAUUAUUAUUAUUUAUAAAGUGCCAACAUAUUACGCAGCGUUGUUUAAAGUGAAGGUCAAUUUUCAUCAAUGAGUGCCCGGUUUUUAAAAAUACUUUUAAAAACAGGGGCACUUUCAUUGAUGAAAAUUAACGUUGCACUGGAUUUGAAGAAAUACUUACCUUUUACUCCUGCAAAACCGAAUCGCAGAUCUCAGCCUCAGUUCCUCUGUACUGACGUCAGAAAUGAUGAAAACCGGCUUCCUCCAAUCAUGGCUUGCACCCCAGAGCGUCCAGCUCGUGAUGCCCGGCUGUGAUUGGAGGAAGCCAGUUUCGUCAUUGCUAUGGUCUACAGCAGGAAGAAGAAGGAGAGGGAUCGUCGAUCCGGAUUUGCAGAAGUAAAAGGUAAGUAUUUCUUCAAAUCCAGUGCAAUGUUAAUUUUCAUCAAUGAAAGUGCCCCUGUUUUUAAAAGUAUUUUUAAAAACCGGGCACUCAUUGAUGAAACUUGACCUUUACUUUAAGUAUUCUCUUGGUAUCUUUAUUUAAAAUGCAAGAAUGUAAGUUUAGAUGCUGGCCCAUUUUUGGUGAACAACAUGGGUUGUUCGUGCUGAUUGAUGGAUAAAUAAAUCCACCAUUAAAAAAAGUGCUGUCCAGAGUUUCAUGAUUCAAAUAGAGCAUGAAAUUUUAAGUAACUUUCGUAAUUUACUCCUAUUAUCACAUUUUCUUCAUUCUCUUGGUAUCUUUAUUUGAAAUGCAAGAAUGUAAGUUUAAAUGCCGGCCCAUUUUUGGUGAACAACAUGGGUUGUUUGCGCUGAUUGAUGGAUAAAUAAAUCCACCACUAAAAAAGUGCUGUCGAGAGUACUGAACACCAAAAAAAAAACCUUAGAUGCCAUCUUUUUCAAAUAAAGAUAUCAAGAGAACAAAGAAAAUUUGAUAAUAGGAGUGAAUUAGAAAGUUUCUUAAAUUUGCAUGCUCUAUCUGAUUCAUGAAAGGAAAAAAAAUUGUGUUCAGUGUCCCUUUAAGAAUACAGUUAUAUAGUACAAUAAUCAGAAGACAAUUACAUAUAACAUUAAGUACACAGUUAUUUAGUACAAUAAUAAGAAGACAAUUACAUAAAUGCCCUUGAUUCACUGUAAGCUGUAACAUCUUUACAUAAAACGAUCAACAGGACAGCUGGACUUGUGAGCUUACUACUAUUCUAAUUCAGACAGUUUGAUUACAAAUUUUUUUUUAAUUCAAAAACAAGUUUUUGAUUUUUGUUUUGCAUAAUAAACUCUAACAGUCUGAAAUGGAGUCCCUAAGAGUAAACUGUGUAAGUGUUUUGGGUUUUGGAGUCCAGUUGAAAGGGUAACAUUUCCUGUGUAGUUACAAAGCUUUGAACUUGGAUACAAAUGUAUGUUCAAACACAAUAAUGAAUUUGCUAUCCAUUCAGAGACAUUUUCUGUAUUUCUGGUGCAUCAGCUGUGGCUUUAAAUAUUAGGCAACUUGAAAAAAAUACAAGUGGGUCAUCAUGUGUAUUCAACAGAUCCAUGGUGAAUGUGAAAGUGUCAGACAUCUCAGUUGUUUUAUGCAUGCAGUUAACAAUGAGACACUUAAUUGGUGUGCAGAAUUAAUUAACUGGUUUGUUUGGGUGCUUGAAAAGGUAAAAAUAAAAAUCCCUUUAAAGGGAAAUUGUACCCAAACAUCUUUUAUUAUCGGUAUGAAGGAGCAGCAUUACUGCUAAUGUUUUAUAUGGAUGAUAGAACAUUUUUAAGUACAGCGUCCCUUUAAUCUUAUGCAUUUGUGCCACUGCAUAUCCCAAUAUAAGUACUAUUUCUUUUUAUUUCUUCCUAUUGGCUCUGCCCACAUUGGAGUAACCCUAUCUGUUUGAUUCUAUUGCUAUUCUGUGUAUGCAACACAUCUACAUUAACCACUAUAUAAUAUUAGAAAACCGCAAAAUGAUGAUUUUACAUAUUUUCUGCUCAAUCAGCCUUCCAAUUAUGUCUCAUAUCCACUGGGCAAUGCUUUUUCCUUUCUGUAUUUGUUCUAAUGUCUGAGAUGUUAACAUAGCUAAUGACUGAAGCAUUUUUAGUGUAAAUGCAAUCUCAGUUAUAUGUUUUGACUCUGCACAAGUAAGUCUGAACUCCAGUGCUAAACAAUCCCAAAUAAGUCACAUAUGAAGAUUGUAAGCUCUUCGGGCAGGGCCUCCAUUAAAUAUUAUGUUGUAAUCUGCUGGUUUCAUUUUUCUUAUCCAUUUUUCUGUAUUAUAUUCCCCUAUAUUUGUAAUAUUGUAAAGAGUUGAUUACACAAUGCCAUAUCAAUAAAAUUACAUAAUAAACACAUAACAAUUGAGCAGAGAUGUGUUAGUUAAAAUUAGCCAACAACUAUCUGACUUGUCUGCAUUGGAUAUGAUAACCCAUAACAAUACUUUACAUUACCAAACAAAGGGCUAGAUUACACAACGUUAGUUACCUGUAGCAAGAGCUUUUUACCAGCACUCGCUACAAGUAGCAAAUCCUCGGCUAUCACACGUCACUUGCUACAAAGAGCUCUUGUAGACAGAGGUUGCGGCUGUCAAUAAAUUUAAUGGGAUUUCCAAAUGCCUUGUAGCAAACUUAUCAUACGACGCUUGCUACAAAUUAAUAAGCUGUCGGUAUAUCUCUUCUUGCUAUGGGUGGAUCCAAAACUUGAGAGAUUAAACUAGUGGAAUGCUUGUGUUGGUGAACUGGAUAAGAUUGCAUUAUUGUUUUUUUUAAAUAAAUAUUAUAACUUACGUUUAUUAAUUAAUCUUUCCUUUGGUUUAUAUGUCAAGACACCAUUAAAUAUUAUCAAAACCAAA
Messenger RNA from Bombina bombina (fire-bellied toad), 10693 nucleotides. RefSeq names its product neurotrimin. The transcript is spliced from 8 exons. Lineage: Eukaryota; Metazoa; Chordata; Amphibia; Anura; Bombinatoridae. Bases 150 to 1220 code for a protein of 356 amino acids. Gene Ontology annotation, cellular component: neuron projection. The record is from RefSeq and is a predicted model, not a curated record.